AUACAGGCAUAGCUAUUUUCAGCAGUACGGUUUAUUUUAAUUUGUGCCGAUACUACAAGAUCUACCAUUGUUUGAAUCGGUCAACUCCUACUAGUACUGCAUCCUGAGCGAAUAUAUUUAAGAACGGCAAGCGGAGUGCUUUGAAAAUUGUAAAGACUGUGACAGGGCUCCCCCGCACUAACGAGCGUAGUUUGUAUCGGUGCAGAGAAGUGUGAAUGUAAGGUAUCGUGUAAUAGAGGGUUUUAGCAAAUAUAGAUAGCAUCAUUGCUUAAAUUAUUGAGCGACGAUGAAUGAAAAUGAAGUGAAGUAUUGUUCUAAUUGCAAAAGAGAAAUCCCAGGGGGAAAUUUCAUGAUGCAUAUAAUUCACUGUCAGCGAAAGCUUGCUCUUUGCCAGAAGUGUGAUGAGCCAGUUCCACAUAGUGAAUAUGCGGCUCACAAUGCGAAUUUUCAUUCCAUAGUCGAAUGUCCGGACUGUGGUCUUCAGUUGGAACAAAGAUAUUUGCAAGAACAUAAGAAUUCUUCAUGCUCAAGGCGUGAGAUUUGCUGCAGCUAUUGUCAUAUAGAGACAAAAGCUGGAGACCUUGCGGAACAUGAGAAUUACUGUGGUAGCCGAACAGAAAAAUGCGAAGACUGUGGAGAGUAUGUAAUGCUAAAGUAUCAGCAACUGCACAGAGACACAAAUCAUGGAUUCUUGAAACUGGAAGAUGAACCUGGUCCAGCACCAUCUUGGUUACAUUCUCGCAGUGUUCCUACUAGUGUUCUCAACGACUUGGGGCGACAGCGUAAAGUUUCAAAUGCCAGUCAGGAUGUUGUGAGGCCAACAGCCACUUCCAAUAGGCUGUCACCAAGUAAACGCACCAAUGACAUGCCACAACUUAAUUCAUCAACAGCUUUGAGUGCCCCCAAAGCAGUGCACAAACAAAGCAUUCAGAAAGGACAGGAAGAAGUUGAUAUUGAUCGUCUUCUGGCACUGCGGCUGUCUGAACAGGAACAGGAGACGACGUCUUCAUUACAACGUCAGCACACACCACCAUAUGAAAGAGACGAGACUGAAUUAGUGGCACUGCCAUGUGAAUUUUGCCAUGCCAUGGUUCCUGCCAAUCAGUUAGUUCUCCAUGAGACUGGUUGCGAGCCACAGCUGACAACGUAUUUGUCUCAGGCGACAUCAGUACCUAAAAAUAGAAAGAUGCCAGAACCUCAGGAUGAUGGGCUUCCUUGUGAGUUUUGUGGCGCUCUUUUCCCACCGCAUGCACUUCUUCAGCAUCAGGACAUCUGUGAAUCAUCCUUCUUGUCCGGUGACACUAUGUUUGUAAAUCAUCUCAGACCAGGAACAUCAUCUUCAAAUAUAGGUACGAAAAAGUUCUUGAAUCAGUCCAGUGAGCACAGACUUUUCCCACCAAGACGACAAACUUCACCAACUUCAAGUGGAGAAUUGGAUGAUAGAAACCCGUACCUCAUGGAAGUGCGAGCAGCUCUUCGAAGACCAAUGAAUAAUAUAUCUUCAGAACCGUACUCUAUGGCUUCUGUAAGUGAGAGGUCAGGAAAUGACUUGUCAUCAAGCCUUUUGAAUACUCGCACAAAUUAUACAAAUGGAUACACACGUCGAAAUGGCUCAACGGGAGCAGUUCCUAAGCAGAAGGCAGGGAAACGUUCUGGCAUGUGAAGUCAACAAAGAAAUAUCGUGCACCUCUUCCACCACGGUAACAUGUGUUCCUCGGAACAGUGUGUCAAGAAAGUGAGUGGUUAUAAACAAGAGCAUACACACAUGGAAAGAUUCUCUUCCAUUAUAUAGAGAAAUCAGGGUGUUGUGGGUGUGAAUUGGAAAUAAUAUUAUUAUAUGUGAUGGUAAAGUGUUGUUAACCAUGACGGACAUUAUAUACAAGCCUUUCGUUGCAUCAUAUACACAAGCGUAUUUGGCUGCAUUUAAGAACCUAUGUAGUGAGUCAUUGAUAUUUGUCUUCUUGGGACAGAGAACAGUUAGUAGUUUGAAGUGUAAAGCAGUUCAUAUUUGAUUAUUCCAUUUUGUACUUGCCUGUAUUUUUAAUAAUUCUGCCAAAGUUGUUGAUUAAUGUGAGUUGUGAAACGUUUUCAUAUUCAAGUCCCUCUGUCAAUUUUUAAACUUGACUGCCUCUGGACAUUGUGUGUGUUUUAUCAAACAGAAAGUGCUUUUCAUUAUAAUAAAGAACUGUGUGGUAAUUGUGUGACAGACAUUACUACCAGUUUAGAAUAACUGCUGUUCAAAUGCCAAUAAAGUGGAAGUUAUUGUAUCCCAUCAAAAAUUGUACAUGACAUUGUUGUUCCUGAUCCUUGUCUUUCAAAAUGUGGGAAAAUAAAGAUA
This is a messenger RNA of Schistocerca serialis cubense, 2338 nucleotides long. Its product is annotated as TRAF-type zinc finger domain-containing protein 1-like. The record is from RefSeq and is a predicted model, not a curated record. Gene Ontology annotation, molecular function: zinc ion binding. NCBI's taxonomy places the organism in Eukaryota, Metazoa, Arthropoda, Insecta, Orthoptera, Acrididae. The coding region runs from base 287 to 1663 and encodes 458 amino acids. The transcript has 10 exons.